UCACAUCCUGGGUUGCGGUUCUGUAGGGACAAACAAAAUAGGCUAAUUACACACACAUCUUUGUUAUAUUUAGGACAUUUAUAUUGUACAUUGUUUGAUAAAAAAGUAUGGCAGAUGACGAUUUUGAUGGAGACGAAGUAGCAGAUGACUUUGAUGAUGUCGAUGAUGAUGACAACAUUGAGUUAGAGCCUCAAGAAGAAGAUGGAGAGAAUAUAGAACUGUUGGCUGCUGGUGAAGCUACUGGUGGAGUGCAAAGGUCAAAACGGAUUACAACAAGAUACAUGACAAAGUAUGAGCGGGCAAGAGUGUUAGGGACAAGGGCAUUACAGAUAGCCAUGUGUGCUCCAGUAAUGGUAGAGUUGGAAGGAGAAACAGAUCCAUUACAAAUUGCAAUGAAAGAAUUAAAGCAGAGGAAAAUUCCAAUAGUCAUAAGACGUUAUUUACCUGACAACAGUUAUGAAGAUUGGGGCAUAGAUGAAUUAAUAAUCAUAGAUCAUUAAGCUUUAAUUUACUCCUGCACAUUUCAGCUAUAGCAGUUUAAAAUAAUUUAAGAAGCAUUGAAAUAUAUUGUAUCAAUAAUAUUUCAAUUGUUGUAA
Dufourea novaeangliae is the source of this 596-nucleotide messenger RNA. It is a transcript of the gene RpII18, whose product is annotated as DNA-directed RNA polymerases I, II, and III subunit RPABC2. The coding region runs from base 108 to 500 and encodes 130 amino acids. The transcript is spliced from 3 exons. Gene Ontology annotation, cellular component: RNA polymerase I complex; nucleus; RNA polymerase II, core complex. Gene Ontology annotation, molecular function: DNA-directed RNA polymerase activity; DNA binding. NCBI's taxonomy places the organism in Eukaryota, Metazoa, Arthropoda, Insecta, Hymenoptera, Halictidae. The record is from RefSeq and is a predicted model, not a curated record. Gene Ontology annotation, biological process: DNA-templated transcription.